CCUACCGAAUGCACGUGCGUUUCGGUUGAGCAUUUGGUUUUUAUGUUUAUUUAUAAAAUGAUACUCUGACAGUUGAGAAAAUGAUUUACUUUUUAAAUAUUUCGUGCUAAAGGAAUUAUAAAUUAAAAAAAUAUGAUUUACUAAAACAGUUUUAUUUUAUAUAUGAACGUACUUUCCCAGAGAUUGCCAUUUCGUCGACAGUAAUUUCACAUUGCUUCGUGUUCUACUACUAUUACUCAGUAUUAGUAGUAGUUGGUAUUAAGUUAAACAUUGUUAUGGAAGUUCACAUUAAUGAAAACAUGAACAGUGAAAGAAGCCACCGAGCAGAGCCAGAUUUUCUCAUGGCAUUAAUGGCAGGAUCAGCAGCCGGUUUAGCUGUGGACAUCACCCUUUUCCCACUAGAUACAAUCAAGACACGACUACAAAGUGCACAAGGGUUUUGGAAAGCUGGGGGAUUCCGAGGUAUUUAUUCAGGAUUGGCCUCAGCAGCAACAGGAUCAGCCCCAAAUGUUUCUUUUGCUUUAGCGGCAGCCUUUUUCUGUACAUAUGAAAUGGUAAAACAACUUGGCAGAGGCUGGGUUCCCAUGUCCUUUGAACCUGUCAUUCAUAUGGGAGCUGCAUCUUGUGGUGAAGUGGUUGCCUGCUUAGUACGUGUGCCAGUGGAAGUUGUGAAACAAAGGGCACAGACUAGACCAGAACUUAAUAGUUGGUCAGUGUUGAAAAGGACUCUUAAAACUGAAGGCAUUUUUGGCCUUUACAGAGGAUAUUUAAGUACGGUUAUCAGAGAAAUUCCAUUCUCGCUCAUACAGUUUCCUCUCUGGGAAGUGUUUAAGAAAGUCUGGUCUGCCCAUCGUGGACAAUAUGUAGAUUCUUGGCAGUCAUCUGUUUGUGGAGCUAUUGCAGGUUGUAUAUCUUCAGGAAUUACAACCCCAUUAGAUGUUGCUAAAACUCGAAUCAUGUUAGCAGAGAAAGGGAGCUCUACCUCUAAAGGCCAUAUUUUACCAGUAUUAAGGGACGUAUGGAGAGAAAAAGGCCUCAGAGGACUAUUUGCUGGAGCUGUUCCUCGGAUCAUGUGGAUAUCGGUGGGAGGAGCCAUCUUCUUUGGAGUUUAUGAGGAAACAAAGUCCAUUUGGGCUUAUUAUUAUCAAAGAAUCCUAGGCUAAAUGCCUCAGUACUAACUAAGUGUUUCAAAUGUAGAUAUUUCAUUGCUAGUUUUAUUCAAUGUUCUUCAAAUAUUGAACUUGUGUUAAAAACAUUGUUUUAUGUUUGUGUGACACUCAUGAAAUAAAGAGAAAAAAUUAACAGGAGUUUGUAGGUCAAUGAUUGAAAAACGUUUGUAUUGUUUUUAUAGGAAAUUUUUUUAAUUGUUUGUAAUCGUUCAGCAUUCAAUAAAUCGUAUGCAAGCACAAAAAUGUUUGUGAUUUUCACACAAGAAAAACAGUUUAGUUCGACAAAGGAUGAAAGUUUAAGUUUGAAGUCCCAAGAUAGUUCCUUAUAUUAGCUACAAUGGAUUGCAGUGUUCUUGGCACUUUUGAUGACAAAUCGUAACUUUCCUGGACAGCAAUAAGUUUGCGGACUUACAAUGCUAAACUCCAGGAUUCAAUUUCCUAUGUGGCUUUGGUCAAAAACUUUCCUGGUCUGUUUUUCACCCUGCUUGAUUUACUAACAUAGUUCAACACUACAGAUCUCCACUUUUUUCAAUGCUUUAACUUUAAGCCUUGCAUGCUUUUAUAAUUUUGAAAGAUAAAGACUAUUAAUGCAAACCUGCCAUAAGAGGCCAAUUUUAGGCACCAUUUGCAUUUCCUGAAUUGUGUCAAGAGGUUCAGUACUUUUAAUCUGUGUAUUCACAUUUCUUCAGGAUGAGCAAGGUGGUUGAAUAUUCAAAUUGUUACUUAGGUUUUGGAUAACUUUUUAUAACUGUGAUUGAUAAUCUGACGAUAAACUGUUAAAAAAUACAUUUGGGUUAAUAUGAGGAUUAAUUCAAAAAUGUUGUAAGAACAUGAGUAAAUUGUACAGAAAUUGCCAUGUUUUGGUGGUAACGUUGAACAAUAAAGAAAUUUGGUAGACCAAUUUCUCAUAUAAUACUUAGCAUAAGUUUAGAGUUUAGUCUCUUUCUUCCUAAAUUGCAGUGAAACUCAAAAU
Messenger RNA from Limulus polyphemus (Atlantic horseshoe crab), 2142 nucleotides. Its product is annotated as S-adenosylmethionine mitochondrial carrier protein-like. Lineage: Eukaryota; Metazoa; Arthropoda; Merostomata; Xiphosura; Limulidae. The transcript is spliced from 9 exons. The record is from RefSeq and is a predicted model, not a curated record. Gene Ontology annotation, cellular component: mitochondrial inner membrane. Gene Ontology annotation, molecular function: S-adenosyl-L-methionine transmembrane transporter activity. Bases 276 to 1163 code for a protein of 295 amino acids.